ACACACACACACUCACACACACAGUUUAACGGUCAGAGAGCUGCUGAUGAAGAUGAAGGAGCUGCUCCUCUUCCUCUCCUGUGUCCUCUGUGUCUCUGCCGAUGGCCUGCACGGAGACGUUCAUAUAAACGGGUGUUCAGACUUCGAUGCAGAGGACAUGUAUGGACUGGAUGGGGAGGAGGUUGCCUACGCAGACUUUAACAACCACACGGAAGUCUACAUGCUGCCUCCUUUUGCCGAUCCUAUGGCUUACCCCGGAGCGUAUAAACAAGCUGUGACUGAGCUGAAGGUCUGCAGACACAACCUGAAGGCUCUUGGCGCGGUGAUGAAGGACUACCCUUCCAAUAACCAUGCUCCUUCAGCUGUGAUGAUCUACACCAGAGAUGAGGUGGAGUUUGGAGAGGAGAACACUCUGAUCUGUCACGUGACUGGUUUCUAUCCUGCUCCUGUCAACGUCUCCUGGACCAAGAACGGACAGAAGGUCACAGAAGGAUCCAGCACCAACGUUCCUUAUCCCAACAAAGAUGGACCCUUCACCCAGAUCUCCAGACUGCAGUUCACCGCACAGCUGGGAGACAUCUACAGCUGCACAGUGCGACAUCUGGCCCUGACUGAACCACUGACCAAGAUCUAUAGUAAGAAAACUUUAUUUAAACAAAAGACUGAGGCCAGUGUUCAUCAGAGCAGCUGGAUCUGAUCUGAUAGUUUGACACGAUGAUUUUUGACACACAUUUUGGA
Haplochromis burtoni (Burton's mouthbrooder) is the source of this 738-nucleotide messenger RNA. RefSeq names its product H-2 class II histocompatibility antigen, E-U alpha chain. The record is from RefSeq and is a predicted model, not a curated record. Gene Ontology annotation, biological process: positive regulation of T cell activation; antigen processing and presentation of exogenous peptide antigen via MHC class II; immunoglobulin production involved in immunoglobulin-mediated immune response. NCBI's taxonomy places the organism in Eukaryota, Metazoa, Chordata, Actinopteri, Cichliformes, Cichlidae. Gene Ontology annotation, molecular function: MHC class II protein complex binding. Gene Ontology annotation, cellular component: MHC class II protein complex; membrane.